AUGGUCGUCCACGCCACUCCCCCCAGCGUCGUCCACGCCACGCCCGAGUUGACCUGCCUUGACUUCAGCGGCAAGACUAAGUACAACGAUUUCCGCGACGACCUCGUCCGCGACGGUUACGCCGUCGUCAAGGGUGUCCUCUCGCCCGAGAAGGCCUACGGCUACACUCGUGAGUCUUUUCUUAUAUACAGUGCGGGGUUUGCAACCCAGUGCAAGUAUGCCGCGGCUGACACUUUCCCGCCUCUCAUCCGCUUUCGCAGAGGAUAUCCACCAAUGGCUCGAGGAGUUUGGACUCGGCUAUAAGCGUGAUGACCCCUCGACCAUCAGGGAGGAGUGCCUGCCCAUCAUCCACCAAAAGGGUCUCGUUCAGGCCUACGGUGCCCCCCACGAGGUAACUUUUUUCUCCCCGAUCGUCUCGAUUGGCCCGGACUCCGAUCAGACCGCUGACGUGGACCUUGAUCUCGCACAGAGCUUCACCUGGGCCGUCCGAUCCGAGCCCAACGUCAUUGGCGCCUUCGAGAAGUUGUUUGACACCGAGGACCUCUUGGUAUCGUUCGAUGCCAUCAACGUCUCGCUGCCCAACCGCCGUGACUUGCCCGAAGUCAAGCCAUGGGCCCACCAGGACCAAGACCCCGAGCGCCCCGGGUUUCGCUGCGUCCAAGGCUUCGUCAACUUGAACCCCUGCGGCCAGAAUGAUGGUGGCUUGAUGGUCCUCAAGGGUGGACAUCUCGUUUCCAAGGAGUACCACGACCAGUUCCGUGAAGAGGAGCGCGAGUUCAGGUGGACUAACGAGGUAAACCUUUCUUGCCCCACCCGUUUCUCGUCGGAAGCCCGUCAUUUUGCUGAUCAAUACCCGCCUUCCACUUCGCACAGAUGUACUUGUUCAAGGACACCGGUCUCGCAUGGCUGAAGGAGCGAGGCCUUGAGUGGGUCAAGGUCAACUGCGAGCCCGGAGAUCUCGUUCUCUGGGACUCGCGAGCACCCCACUACAACGUCGCUCCUAAGGGCGAGACCGCCCGCUUCGUCGUCUACACCUGCUACGCCCCGGUCCACACUGCGACCAAGGAGGACCUCCUCCAGAAGAAGCAGCUUUUCGAGACGACCAAGGGUCACUCUCACUGGCCGCAAGGAUUCCAGCCUUUCAUCGAGCACUUCGUCGCACCCAAGAGGAAUGGCGAGAACGACCCCCUCAACACCUGGGCACCGAGGAAGAAGCCGGUGCUUAGCGAGAGGGCGUUCAAGUUGACCGGUAUCCCUUACAUCGAAACCAUGUCGGCUUAG
Messenger RNA from Microbotryum saponariae, 1281 nucleotides. The record is from the annotation of a GenBank genome assembly. NCBI's taxonomy places the organism in Eukaryota, Fungi, Basidiomycota, Microbotryomycetes, Microbotryales, Microbotryaceae.